This is a messenger RNA of Oryzias latipes (Japanese medaka), 2136 nucleotides long. The record is from RefSeq and is a predicted model, not a curated record. NCBI's taxonomy places the organism in Eukaryota, Metazoa, Chordata, Actinopteri, Beloniformes, Adrianichthyidae.
UCCGGAGCUUCCUGUCUGAGUCUGGAGCCGCCCCGAGCAGCAGCGCAGCCCCGUCGGGAGGUGUCCGCUCCGGGGAACAGCCGCCGCGGGCGCCGCUAUCGUCGCCUACGGAGCUCGCUGCGCUGUUGCCGGUCUGCCAGCAUGCUGGUGGCGGCGCUCUGAGCCCUCCGCGCCGCGGUAGCUUAGCAUCCGACACCGCAGAGGUGCGGGGAGCCAUGCGGCAGCAGUGGUGCGUCCCCACCGCGACCCCGCGGGCUGAGCCGGUUCUGGGGCGGCUGUCCGUGUCCCCCCCUCCGUCAGAUCCCAGAGCGGUGGGCUGUGAGGCGGAGCCGCGCUACACCAUCGAGCAGAUCGACCUCCUGCAGCGGCUCCGCCUCUCCGGCAUGACCAAACCCCAGAUCAUCCACGCCCUGGAGUCCUUGGAGAGGCUGGACCCCGACCCCCGCCCGCCGCACGGGGACUCUCGAGCCGGCGCCCCGUCCAACAACACCCCCGCCACGGCUGCUCCCGCCCCGUCCUCCUCUUCAUCCUCCUCGUCCUCCUCCUCGCUGUCUCUGGCCUCGGCCACCACGCAGACCUCCGGUCUGGACGGAGCGGCGCUGUCCCCCAGCAACAGCUAUGAGGCGUCCCCCCCGCCGCUGUACCCUCCCAGCGUGGCGGUUCAGCGCUCGUUCAGCUAUGACACCAUGGGGGAGGAGGAGUGGGACCUGGAGGAGAAGGUGGAGGAGUACAUGAGGAGGGACAGCAACCUGGUGAAGGAGGAGAUCAAAAGUUUCCUGAACAACCGUCGGAUCUCUCAGGCAAUCGUAGGCCAAGUCACAGGCAUUAGCCAGAGCUACAUCUCCCAGUGGCUUCUGCAGCAAGGCCUGGAGAUGAGCGACUCCAAGCGCCGGGCCUUCUACCGCUGGUACCUGCUGGAGAGGACCAACCCGGGGCUGAGGUGGACUGAAAGCCAGCACUGUGUGAGUCCCACGCCCAGAGCCCGGGGAGGGGACAGAGACGGGAUGCUAACGGGGGCAGGUGGCCGCCUCGUCAACAUCCUGCCCAACCCCAACUGCAGCCUCAACUCCUCGUGGAGCAGGCAGAGAGAGCUUCUGAUGCGCUUGCUGCCGUGGUACACUGCUACCGCCGCAGCCACUCGGGCCCUGCCAGGUGCCACCCUGUCCAUGCGCUCCUUGGUGAAAGAGGAACCUGACUGGAGGGUUGGGAUCCUGAGCGGGGACAGAGCAGGCAUGGUGGGCGGGCCCCUGAGGCUGCGCAGAGGAAGCAGAUUCACCUGGAGGAAGGAGUGCCAGUCCAUCAUGGAAAGCUUCUUCAUGGAGAAUCAGUACCCAGAUGAAGCCAAACGGGAGGAGAUCGCCAACGCCUGCAACUCUGUCAUCCAGAAACCAGGCUGCAAGCUGUCAGAGUUCGAGCGCGUCACGGCGCUGAAGGUUUACAACUGGUUUGCUAACCGUCGGAAGGAGAUGAAGAGGAGAGCAAACAUAGAAGCUGCCAUCCUGGAAAGCCACGGCAUCGAGGUGCCGAGUCCGAGCUGCCACUCCAACGGCGAGGAGGGCGAGAUGCAGGAGUUUGCAGAUCCGGUCAUCCAUCCGUUCUCCGAGCAGGAGGACUCGUCUUCCCAGCGGGACCAGCAGGACCCCCCCUCGCUGGCCGCCCCUCAGAGCCCCAGCUCUCAGGUCACAGAGCAAAAAGAGGAGGAGUCAAAGAUGGAGACCGCGGACGAGCAGUGACUGCGUCAGUCCGACUCCAGACCUUCACUUUCAAUCUGAUUAAAUAGGAAAGCUAGCUGCCCCCCCCCCCCCUCUGUAGGCCCUUUCAGGCUGCCCACAUACCCCAGGGGGGGGGGCAUGACACUUGCUGAAGUGCCUGAGAUGGUAAGGAGGGCACUGUAUUUAUCCACAGUUAUCCUGCUUCUAUUAACGCCAUAAACAGCGUAUGUAUCACAUAUAUAACCUCAGCGUAGCCACAUGUACUCUGCAGUCCAGCAGGCGCUUCAUGCAGCACAGCUGUCCGCCUCACCUGAGCGUGCUGAGCCUGCAGGUCAGGCGUGGAGCGGGCAGCAUGACAUCCCCCCAUCCCCCCUGGACCGUAGGUCUGACCCCCGUCAUGUCAUUAAACCUGUCAAUCAGUCUA